AUGCACCCCGGCUGGGCCGACACGGAGGGCGUGCGGACGUCACUGCCAGGCUUUGCGGAGGCGAUGGCGGCCCGCAUGCGGACGCCGGCAGAGGGGGCCGACACGAUCGUGUGGCUGGCCCUGGAGGACGCAUCGAAGCUGGAGCCCGGGGCCUUCUACCUUGACCGCGUCCCGCAGGCAAAGCACCUGGCGCUCUCUGGCACCAAGUACGACGCCCCGCGGGCGGCGCAGCUGGUCGAUAAGCUGCUGGGGCUGGCAGGCCUGGGCGGCGCAGACGGCGGCGCGGGCGGGGGCGAGGGCGCACCGGAGGCGUCCGCUGCGCGGGCCGGCGCCACGGGGGGCGGCGCCGGCGGGUGA
Monoraphidium neglectum is the source of this 357-nucleotide messenger RNA. RefSeq names its product Dehydrogenase/reductase SDR family member 12. The coding region runs from base 1 to 357 and encodes 118 amino acids. NCBI's taxonomy places the organism in Eukaryota, Viridiplantae, Chlorophyta, Chlorophyceae, Sphaeropleales, Selenastraceae. The transcript has 2 exons. The record is from RefSeq and is a predicted model, not a curated record.